Messenger RNA from Clunio marinus, 264 nucleotides. The record is from the annotation of a GenBank genome assembly. Lineage: Eukaryota; Metazoa; Arthropoda; Insecta; Diptera; Chironomidae.
AUGGAGAAGUUCCUUUAUCCACAGUUGGAAAGCAUUUCCCAUGAAUCUUGUGGUGCCGUUUGCUGGUUUCACAGUUUGAAACUAGUGCAAAGAAAAUUAUUGCAAUAUGAAAAAAAUGCGGAUUCCUGGCGAACUUAUCUUUUAACAAGAAACUUGACGCUAAGCCUGGAGAUUGGUGAUAAUUGGCUGGAACAAGUUCAUACUCGAAGUGCUUCAUUUCCGCAUUCAAGUGUAAUUAGAAAAUCUGAAAACGAUUCUUAUUAA